UCCCAUCCCGCCACCGCGAGCAUCUCCCACCUCGGGAUCCCUCCAGAUCCACCCUCUCUCCCUCGAUUUCCCGAUCGGGCCAACCACCUCCUUCACUCGAUCCACCCAAUCCCGCAACCGAGGCCCGAGCUCCUCCCACUCGAUCCCUCCUCGAGCACCUGCCUCUGCCCGAGCUCCUACCUCAGCUCCCCAUCACCCUCGACCCCGCCUCGUCGGCCGGCCGGAGAUGAGUGCCCCGACAGCCCCGCUUGUUUUCCCCUCCUGUUUCUCUACCUCUCUGUCUCACGAUCUUCCCCUCCCUCUCUCUGUUUUCGCUCACAGGAGACCGCCAUGGCGCCGCUGCAGUUCUCCUGCAGUUGGAUGCAGCAGCUCUGCAUCGAGCGCACGCCCGCGCCGCCGCUGCCGUGUCUGCCUCCCUCCGCUUCCAGCCGUCCCCGCUGCCAUGCGCCUCGUCCGCCUUGCCGGGUUCUUCGCCAGUCCCUCGCCCCGCCUGUGCGUCUCUGCUCCUUCCUCGACGCCGAGCUCGCCAAGCUCCGCCGCCUCGACCUCAGGCCGGCCUCCCUCGCGCCCUCUCUUCCUUUCCCUCCCCCCUUUCUGUCUCACCUCUCUCUGUCUCUCUUCGUCAGGGACAGGAACCAGACGAGCCCAGCUGCGGCCUCGCCGGAGAGCUUCCCCGCGCCCGUCCCAUCGCGCCGCGCCUGUCCAGCCUCUGCUCGAGCUCGUCGACCCUCCGCUUCCCGUGCCUGCCGGCCCUGCCUCAAGUCCCCGCUGCCACGUCGUGCCCUGCGUCUGCCUCGCCCGCUCGUCUCUGUACGCGAGGGGAACGAGCGCCUCGCCCGCGUUGACCUCUCCCCUCGCCAAGCCGCCGAGCCGCCCGAGCACCUCCUCCAGUUCGUCGCCUCGGACGCCGCCUGGUCAAGCUCCGCUCGCUUCCGUCCAUCGCCGGGAGACGCCAGCGCCAAGUUCCCUGUCUGCUUCCUCUGCAUCGAGCGAGGGCAGCGCCCGCGUUGACCGCAUCGCCCGUCACCAGCUACCAGGCCAAGCGCGCCCCUUCGCGGCCUGCCCAGCCUCCUCCCCACCGAACUGGGCUUGGCCCAUGGUGAGCAGCAUCCAGUGCCCUCUCAUGUGCACGGUUGGCCCAGCAAGAUUCGGCCCCUUCGGUUUCGUUCCGGAGUUGUGAGGAUUCGUUCGACUACGUCCGUUUGUCUUCGUCAUGGACUCGUUCUUCUUCCUUGCGGGAUCUCAGGCACUCCCGUUUCAUGGACGGCCUGGUCGAUGCCUCCAAGGAGCCCUUCGUCUACUGCUAUGAGUGCCCGAUGCCGUUUUGGGGCUCGCCGGCGGACAUGCAUCACCCCACGCAGGCGUCCCGUGAUCACUACUGGCCCUUGGCAGAGAACAUCAAGUACGAGACGUGCUACCCAUUCGCCGUACCGGAGUCGCUGGAGGAUCACUGCCGCCUGCUAGUCUCGGAGGAGGACGGCAGCGCCUUCCUCUUGAUCGUGGGAACCGGCGAGGCCCGCGCAGGCCGCCGCCCCGUCUCUGUAGUGUGCGUCAAGGGCGACGCCGCUGAUGCUGACACUGACACGAGGCCGAUGUACGGGUGCGUGCUCACUGUUACUGCCCCUCAGAGGUACGUGGGCGCCCACACCCGCUCCAUGACGCUGACUAGGACUGUGCCGAGCUGGGACCUUCCCGCCGAUGUGGACAUGGAAGACGCAUGGUAUGAUUUCCCCCAAACAUGGUGCACGGGGACUCCAAGGAGGUUCACCUGGACAUAUGCAUUACCAAGUUAAAUGAUGAUCAUUAG
Triticum aestivum (bread wheat) is the source of this 1807-nucleotide messenger RNA. Its product is annotated as translation initiation factor IF-2. NCBI's taxonomy places the organism in Eukaryota, Viridiplantae, Streptophyta, Magnoliopsida, Poales, Poaceae. The record is from RefSeq and is a predicted model, not a curated record. The transcript has 3 exons. Bases 1260 to 1793 code for a protein of 177 amino acids.